Messenger RNA from Felis catus (domestic cat), 881 nucleotides. RefSeq names its product interleukin 1 beta (gene IL1B). NCBI's taxonomy places the organism in Eukaryota, Metazoa, Chordata, Mammalia, Carnivora, Felidae. Gene Ontology annotation, biological process: positive regulation of gene expression; immune response; inflammatory response. The record is from RefSeq and is marked provisional. Gene Ontology annotation, molecular function: interleukin-1 receptor binding; cytokine activity.
AUUCUCUCCAGUCAGUCUUCAUUACUCAGGUUUCUGAAGUGGCCAUGGCAGCAGUACCUGAACUCACCAGUGAAAUGAUGGCUUACUACAGUGAUGAGAAUGACCUGUUCUUUGAGGCUGAUGGCCCCGAAAAGAUGAAGGGCAGCCUCCAAAACCUGAGCCACAGUUUUCUGGGAGAUGAGGGCAUCCAGUUGCAAAUCUCCCACCAGCCCGACAACAAGAGUCUUAGGCAUGCCGUGUCGGUCAUUGUGGCCAUGGAGAAACUGAAGAAGAUAUCUUUUCCCUGCUCACAACCCCUCCAGGAUGAGGACCUGAAGAGCCUCUUUUGCUGCAUCUUUGAAGAAGAACCCAUCAUCUGUGACACGUGGGAUGACGGUUUUGUGUGUGAUGCGGCCAUACAAUCACAGGACUACACGUUCCGAGACAUAAGCCAAAAGAGCCUGGUGCUGUCUGGCUCAUACGAGCUUCGGGCUCUCCACCUCAAUGGACAGAAUAUGAACCAACAAGUGGUGUUCCGCAUGAGCUUUGUGCACGGGGAGGAAAAUAGUAAGAAGAUACCAGUAGUGUUGUGCAUCAAGAAAAAUAACCUGUACCUGUCCUGUGUGAUGAAAGAUGGGAAACCCACCCUACAGCUGGAGAUGUUAGACCCCAAAGUUUACCCAAAGAAGAAGAUGGAAAAGCGAUUUGUCUUCAACAAGACAGAAAUCAAGGGCAAUGUGGAAUUUGAGUCUUCCCAGUUCCCCAACUGGUACAUCAGCACCUCUCAAGCAGAAGAAAUGCCUGUCUUCCUAGGAAAUACCAAAGGUGGUCAGGAUAUAACUGACUUCAUCAUGGAAAGCGCUUCCUAAAGAGACCUGUACCCUAAAGAGAGUCCAAAUGUG